CCAGAUGCCCCUUAAAGUGCUUUUUUUAAAAAAAGUGAAAUAAUUAACUGUAUUUCAGAGAAGAAAUCCCUGUCAUGCAUGAUUUUUUUCUUUACAGUACAGGUCUUAACAUUUCGUUUUUUAAAAAUAUUAAGCAUCAUAGCAGUUUAUUAGAGUGCUUUGCAGUAGUUCAAGCAAGCUAUUUUUCCUUAAUUGCUGUGUUAUUGCUCUUUUCCAAUUUGAAUAUGAAAUUGAAUCAGCUCCCUAUGUCUCAUGUUUCCCUAACUCUUCCUAAAUUCAACAAAUUCCUUUGCUGGUUGUUGUUGUUGUUGUUGUUGUUGUUUACAAAAGCAUACAGGUGAUUUCUUUGGCCUUAACUCCUCUUUCCUGCCCUAUGAAGAUGCAAGUUAUUUUAGCAUCAAAUGCCUCAUCUCUUAUUGAACUGAUUCAACCCCAAUAGGAAGGUCAGAAGAGAAGUGUACCAAGCAGCAUACAUCCUGACCCUCAGGCCUUGUCCCUAUUCCAAAUGUGUUUGGUACAUUUGGAACAUUAACGCUGAAUGAGUUUUUAACAUUCUUUCUGUAUAUUCAUAGUUCCGUAAAAGUGAAAUUAUUGAAAUGUGAGAGCCCAAUGUUCGGACUGCAUGACCAUAGACCACUUGAUGAUACUGUUCACAUCAUUUGAAAAAGAAGGAAAGAAAAAAUAUUAGGUUGAUAUUAGGAAAAUGUAUAUGUAAAAUUAGAAAUGUUUCCCCUUUGAACAAAUUAAAAUUGUAUUAUGUUAAUUCCCCUAAUAGUUUCAAAUAACAAAGUUUAGUAUAUUUUCAUAGACUUUCAUCUUGUUUAGUGGUAUUACUUAACUAGGUUAAAUGUAUUGAUGAUGAUUACAGGUUGAUUUUUCCUUAGCUUUCCUUAGAGCUUUUGACAUUUUCUCUCAAUAUUUAAUCCUUUGUCAUCAGGGUAUAAGAGGCACCUAAAGAACUAAGUUUUGUUUUUUAUUUUUUGAAGAACUAAGUUUUAAGUUCCCCUUAAAGCAAUAAAAAUAGCACAAUUGUUACUUCUGUUUAAUAACCCUCUUUGCUUUUCCACUCUAUGUCAAUGUUGGAACCAAAAUUUACUGUCUGAUUAGUAUUCAAUAUUUUUACACAGGCACUCUCAGGAAAGGGCCUAGUGUGAUUUCACCAAUGAGACUAAUAGCCAAUAAAAUACAAGAUUUCUUGGUUAUCAUUUGAUUGUGCAAUCAAUUUUUUUAAAUUUUAAUAAAAUACUUCAGUUGGACAGGAUCUUAGAAAUUAAUUAACUCUCCCCUCAGUGCAACAGUCCCUGCUAGCAACAUCUCUGCUAGCUGGCAUCUUGACCUUGCUUGAGUCUUUUCCAUUAUAGGACAGCUCUACAUAGUAGGAAGGUCAUUUACCUAAAUCUCCCUCCCUAAACACAUACACCUAUAUGCUUACAUCCUAUUCCAUGAAGCCACACCAAGCAUUUAUUUUGACAUUUUGUUAUACACGGUAAUUAUCUGUGGUAGUAUAAAUAAAGGAAUACAGAUUAAGUGGAUCUACCUGAAAGAAAAUGAUGAAACUCUAGUUAGGUUGACGAGGAGGUAGAGGGCUGUUUGAUUUUUUCUCAAUGGACUGUCAGAAAAGAAAGAGUAUCUGAUUGUGGACUAGAUUAAAUACACUUCUAGGGAAUCAUUUUCUGAUCUGAGCUGGUCAAAUGGAGGUAAAGGAGGGGCUGCUGCAUCUGAAAUAACAUAUGUUCGUGAAGACAAGAAAAUUAAGUUUAAAUGCAUUUCAUAGUAAGUAUUUUAGAUGAAAGCAUAAUGAAUGAGGCAAAGCAUAAGCGGACAUUUUUAGGUACAGACCAUUUUUAGGAAACACGUCUAAGAUUAGGCCACUAAAGGGAGUGUUCUUCUUGCUUCGUGUUUCUGUCUCUUAGGGGGCCAUGGUGGAAAAUGGUGAGGCAGCCUGUAAAGUAGGAAGCGCCUGUACUUGUUGAAGAGCGGGUCCUGUGGGUAGAGCACUGACACGCGAAGGGGUGAAAAGGAAGACUGGGUCUCAUUGGGACAGAAGAACACAGACCGAGUGUCAGUCACUCCAUUCUGAUCUUCUUAAUGCGUUGCCACUUGAUGAUAACUACUGAAAGCUGCACUGUUUUCUUCUUUUUAGCUAGAAUGGGUACUAGGAAAAAAGUUCAUACCUUUGUCCGUGUCAAACCCACCGAUGACUUUGCUCACGAAAUGAUCAAAUACGGAGAUGACAACAAAAGCAUUGAUAUUCACUUAAAAAAAGAUACUCGGAGAGGGGUUGUCAAUAACCAGCAGACAGACUGGUCGUUCAAGCUGGAUGGAGUUCUCCACAAUGCCUCCCAGGACUUGGUUUAUGAGACGGUCGCAAAGGACGUGGUUGCUCAGGCUCUUGACGGAUACAAUGGUACCAUCAUGUGUUAUGGGCAGACGGGAGCCGGCAAGACAUAUACCAUGACAGGGACAACUGAGAAUUACAAGCACCGGGGGAUCCUUCCUCGUGCCCUACAGCAGGUUUUUAGGAUGAUUGAAGAACGCCCCACACAUGCCAUCACUGUGCGUGUUUCCUACCUGGAAAUUUACAAUGAGAGUCUGUUUGAUCUCCUGUCCACUCUGCCCUAUGUCGGACCAUCAGUCACACCAAUGACCAUCGUGGAAAACCCUCAAGGGGUCUUCAUUAAGGGCUUGUCAGUCCAUCUUACAAGUCAGGAGGAGGAUGCAUUCAGCCUCCUUUUUGAGGGAGAGACCAACAGGAUUAUAGCCUCCCACACAAUGAAUAAAAACUCAUCCAGGUCGCACUGCAUUUUCACCAUCUAUGUGGAGGCUCAUUCGAGGACCUUAUCAGACGAAAAGUACAUCACUUCCAAAAUUAACUUGGUGGAUCUAGCGGGCUCAGAAAGGCUGGGAAAGUCUGGGUCUGAGGGCCGAGUCCUGAAGGAAGCCACCUACAUCAACAAGUCGCUGUCAUUCCUGGAGCAGGCCAUCAUUGCCCUCGGGGACCAGAAGCGGGAGCACAUCCCCUUCCGGCAGUGCAAGCUUACCCACGCCCUCAAGGACUCAUUAGGGGGAAAUUGCAAUAUGGUUCUCUUGACAAACAUCUAUGGAGAAGCCGCCCAGUUAGAAGAGACGCUGUCUUCACUGCGGUUUGCCAGCAGGAUGAAGCUGGUCACCACUGAGCCUGCCAUCAACGAAAAGUAUGAUGCUGAGCGAAUGGUCAAGAACCUGGAGAAGGAGCUGGCACUGCUCAAGCAGGAGCUGGCCAUCCACGACAGCCUGGCCAACCGCACCCUUGUGAACUACGAUCCCAUGGACGAAAUCCAGAUUGCUGAGAUCAACUCCCAGGUGCGGAGGUACCUGGAGGGGACACUGGACGAGAUUGAUAUAAUCAACCUCAGACAGAUCCAGGAGGUGUUCAACCAGUUCCGGGUGGUUCUGAGCCAACAGGAACAGGAAGUGGAAUCUGCUUUGCGCAGGAAGUAUACCCUCAUAGAUAAGAAUGACUUUGCAGCCAUUUCUGCGGUCCAGAAGGCAGGGCUUGUGGACGUUGAUGGCCACCUAGUAGGUGAGCCUGAUGGACAAGGCUUCGGACUCGGGGUCACCCCUUUCUCUGCCAAACCUGGGAAGAAAUCCAAGUCCAAGAAGACAUUCAAAGAGCAGCUCAGCUCCUCAGCAAGAAAGGAAGGUGCCAGCAGCCCUGUGAGUGGCAAGGAGUUGGAUGUCUCUACGUCCAAGACCCAGCUGACCCCAUCCUCCAAGGAGGGGGAUGUCAAAGACAUGACUAUACGGGAACGGGAGACCUCCAGCAUUGAGCCCCUUCCUUCAGACUCCCCAAAGGAGGAAUUACGCCCACCCAGGCCCAGUACCCCACCCCCCAAACCUGUGGCCUUCGAGGACUUUAAGAACGAGCGAGGCAGUGAGAUCAACCGCAUCUUCAAAGAGAACAAAUCCAUCUUGAACGAGCGGAGGAAAAGGGCCAGCGAGACCACACAGCGCAUCAAUGCCAUCAAACGGGAGAUGGACGUGACCAAGGAGGCACUAAAUUUCCAGAAGUCACUCCGGGAGAAACAAGGUGAGUAUGAGAACAAGGGGCUGAUGAUCAUCGAUGAGGAGGAAUUCCUGCUGAUCCUGAAGCUCAAAGACCUCAAGAAGCAGUACCGUACUGAGUAUCAGGACUUGCGAGACCUCAGGGCAGAGAUCCAGUACUGCCAGCACUUGGUGGAUCAGUGUCGUCACCGCCUGCUCACAGAAUUUGAUAUCUGGUACAACGAGUCCUUCUUCAUCCCCGAGGACCUACAAGUGGCACUGAAGCCAGGCGGCAGCAUCCGGCCAGGCAUGGUGCCUGUCAGCAGGAUCAUGUCCCUGGGAGAAGAUGCCCAGGACAAGUUCAGCCAGCUGCAGCAGGUACUGCUGCCCGAGGGCCCUGACUCCGUCGCCUUCUACAAUGCCAAAGUCAAGACAGAACAGAAGCACAAUUACUUGAAAACCAUGAUGGGCCUCCAGCAGGCACACAGAAAAUAGGGAUUCAUCACCAGUGCCUUCAAGGACAAGACCCCCAGUAACUCCUGCUGCUCUGGAGUGGGGCUGCCAAACCCCUUGCCCAGAGUUCCAGACAGCCUGCUCCAAUGCUGGAGCCCAGCCCAGAGGACUCACAAUGGCCUGCCUCCCAACAGGAACAUCCUUCACAGGACACUCAUCUUCACAGACCACUUUUGGUUUCAAUUCACUGUUUUAUAUGCAGGGACAGGAUAAAAUAAUUUUCUAGCUUGGACGUUCAGUGCUCACUCAAGAGCCUGAUUUUAUUUCCCGUCAGGAGGAUGCUUCCCUAUGCACAGGUGGGGUCAGAACCGAGUCUCCGGUAAGAAAGGGAAAAAGUAGCUCAGCCACCUUCCUCUGGCAUGCCUUUGUCCCACUGGUCACCCUCUUUCCUUCCUUGGAUGGGCAUUCUUGGGGGGAGCUAGUUCUGAGGAGCCCUGGUUCUCUCAGUCCCUGUCAGACUGUAGGUUCUCUUGGGACAUCCUCUCUGUGUUCCUGAGCCAGUGAAAGCGGGAGGCCCUCCUUCCUCAGCAACCAGCAGAGGAAUGGGUCUAGGUGGAAAUGGCUGAAAGGCAGAUUUUUAUCUCAGAAUAAGAAGAGGCUUAAAAUGAGCACAGCCCUACCUGAAGUUAGCAGCAAUAGCCCCACAGUGGGAGGCUGUCUGGCAAGGAGGUUGCAGACCUGUACCAGAUAGAAGGUUGAACUGGAUGGCAUCAGUCUAUUCAAACACUCGGUGACCCUGUCUCAGCCCAGCAGUGAGCAGAUGGAUGGGGGUUUGUGGAACAGAGAAAGUAGAAAGGCAUCCGUGAGGUCUCUGCCCUCUUCCUCUUCAGCCCCUUUCACUUUCACUGACUGAUACAUAAUGGUCCUAAAACAGCUUUCAGAGGCUCCUACUACACCGAGGCUUCGCAGAGCGGCUUUGAAGUGCCCCCGCUCCCUCACCCUGGAUGACACACAUGGGGACUGUCACUGAUCGGCACUAAUGGUGUGCACACAGCCCUACUGGUCAGUCCUCAUGUCUCCUUUGAUUGUGGCCAAACAGACGAGUCUGCCCAGGCUCUGCCUCCCCUCCCAGCUAGUGCAGGCCUCGGGCUGCACCUAAUUCUUUCCUUUCUCGGCUUCCCCUGCUCUUACCGGGACUUGUUUGGGGUUCCCAGGUCUUUAGGGCAUCUCAGGAAAUAGGCCAUAGCAAAUGGGGUACAUCAUCUUUUGGGGGCCAUAGGAAGCAGCUGUUUGUGGCAUUACUGGUCCCCCUUCCCUUCAUUCUCUGCCACUGGCUGCAAUGGCAUGGCCCUACUGGACGUCGCUCCAUAGGAUUUCUAGACAGCCAGUCCUGGGGCCUGCUGGCCAGGGCGAGCUAGGCCUCUGUCAUGGCAGCUGGGCACAUUGGUCUCUAGCUCAAUUCAUUACGACAAAGGCCUCUGUGGCACAAAGUGAACCAAGUAAUCAUCAGCGUGGGCAGAGCCAGAGAAAUAAGCCAGGAUGGUGCCUGGCAGAUCACCCUCCACAAACUCCUCACGGGAGCAGAUGCUUCCAACAUGACAGGGAGCUAGGGGGCAUCACGUCCACUCAAAUGGGCCUGUUGUUCUAGAAAAUAGUUUCUGCUGAGCUAAUCUGACCACCAAAAUCAUCCCUGAGGGGACUUCCAGUUCCAACAUGGGACAGAUAAGAUAACCUGAAAAUACUCCUGCUACAAACAGAAAUGCUGGCUCAAGUAGAAAUUCUUUUCAAUGCAAACCUAAAUUCACAGGAAGAGACAGAGAACUGCCAGGAGCUGGAGAACUGAAAACCCAAGUGGUCAGCAUGGGAACUGGCUGUGGCUGCUAGGGGUAGGAAGGGGUGUGCGUGGAUUGUUGCCCUUGAGUGUGAAUGUCCACACAAGUGUGAGAAAUAAGGCUCUGGCCAUGCCCCAUAGGAAGUUGGAAGUGGGACCUUGGGCAUAAAGCUGGCACCUUGAAGGCUUCAUCCUUCAUAAAGAGGUAAGCUAGAAAAAGUCCCCCUGCUUUUGGGGGAAAAGUUUCUAGAGAUGAGGGGAAACAGGUCCUGAGAGAAUUUGCAACCAUGCACAGGUUUGGGAUUCAGAUUUACACUGUGUCCAGGAACCCCAGCCUGAGGAAUUAGUGUAGAAAUUAGCCCAGAGAGGGGCGCUUGCGUGGCUCAGUUGGUUCAGCGUCUGACUUUGACUUGGGUCAUGA
Lynx canadensis (Canada lynx) is the source of this 6728-nucleotide messenger RNA. It is a transcript of the gene KIF9, whose product is annotated as kinesin family member 9. Gene Ontology annotation, molecular function: ATP binding; microtubule motor activity; microtubule binding. The record is from RefSeq and is a predicted model, not a curated record. The transcript is spliced from 20 exons. NCBI's taxonomy places the organism in Eukaryota, Metazoa, Chordata, Mammalia, Carnivora, Felidae. Gene Ontology annotation, biological process: microtubule-based movement. Bases 2089 to 4518 code for a protein of 809 amino acids.